This is a messenger RNA of Eutrema salsugineum, 1089 nucleotides long. RefSeq names its product meiosis-specific protein ASY2-like. The transcript has 3 exons. The record is from RefSeq and is a predicted model, not a curated record. The coding region runs from base 1 to 1089 and encodes 362 amino acids. Lineage: Eukaryota; Viridiplantae; Streptophyta; Magnoliopsida; Brassicales; Brassicaceae.
AUGUCUUCCAGCUCUUCGAUUAAUUCUUCCUCGAAUAAAAUUCUUCCGGAAGACCACCGUGAGUCCUCGGAGCUGAGCUCCUCUUCUUCAAACCCUCAGCAGUCAAGUUCAUCACGGGAUGAAAGCAAUCUUCCCCAAUUAGUUCGUAAGAACUCUAAAUCUGCGGAAGCUAGCAGCAGCUGUGCUAGAGUCAGAAUUGAAGCUACCGAAGAUCUGACUGCAGAGGCUCGCGAAACGGAGGCUCGGGCUGGACCGAACGUUGAUGCUAACACCCCCGAGAUCAAGGAGAUCGAGGAAGAAUUUCAGGGGGAGAACGUUGCUGAUACUGAAGUCGACAACAUUGAAGCGGUUAUUCAUGCUUCGCCACCACUUCCGAGGCGGAAAGUAGUUCGUCCCGACAACGUGCCCUCUUGUUCCCUUUCUCCUGGUGCCGUUCGAGUCGUGCUCGAGGCAAACGGUCUUGCGGACAAGAUUAUUUUCAUCAUUCCGGAGGCUAGAGAUCGGCCGUGGGACGCUCCCGAAGGCUUCUUUUGCGUCUACCUGACGUACUUCACUCAGUGCGGGCUUUCUUUCCCCAUUCCCUCUCGCCUACUGGGAUACUGCAACCGGCGCGGCGUAGCUCUCACACAGGUGAUGCCGGCCUCAAUAACGAACUACGUUGGGUUCGUUUCCUUAUGCGACGAGCUUGGCGAAGUCCCAUCGAGUCGAAUUUUCGAAGACCUCUUCUCGGUCAAUAUCCAUAAGUCCAAGGAGUGGUUCUUCGCCGCCAAUGCCAAGCCGAAGAAGAAUUUAGUUAUGGGACCUAAGCCCAGUAAAUUCAACGAUUGGGAGUCCCAGUACUUCUAUAUUGAAAUGAACGAUCUCACCGUCAGCAAUUCUGACAUCGCAAUUCAGUCGAAUUGGAAGAUUCCGAUUGGUCGUCAUCUUCCGAGUCUCCUUCUCAACUCCGGACUCACCUCUGAGUUCGAAGAAGCAUUCAGCGAAGCCGAUAAACGUCGUUGGCCGGAGGCUCCGUUCGAGAACCAAAACCACGCAAGCCGAGAACUUGAGCUAGCAAGCCUCGAACCGCUCCCAAACGCCAAUCACUGA